Molecule: messenger RNA, 640 nt
Organism: Punica granatum (pomegranate)
Lineage: Eukaryota; Viridiplantae; Streptophyta; Magnoliopsida; Myrtales; Lythraceae
Source: RefSeq, a predicted model, not a curated record
CAGACCCUCUCCGUAGCCUGGAAAAUUCCUUUCCUUUCCUUUCCUUUCCUUUCCUUUCCUUCCUUCCCCAUUAGCAUCCUCAUCAUUCUUCCUUCGUCUUCCGUCGAGUCAAAGAAAACCAAACCCUUUAUCAAUCGGAUCUUCAGCCUGCUGCGUGCCGCUUUGUCUAUUCCUUCCGAUCUCCUCGUCGGCUCAGAAAAUGGCUUUAGGUGGAACAGCUCCCCCAAGGGGAAGUGCGGCUGCUACUGCUAGCUUGAGGAGGAGGAGGACCUCAAGUGCUGGAGCGUCUGGUGGUGCAGCCGGGACCAUGCUCCAGUUCUACACCGAUGAUGCUCCCGGACUGAAGAUCUCUCCUAAUGUCGUUCUUAUCAUGAGCAUCGGGUUCAUAGCUUUUGUUGCUGUGCUUCAUGUCAUGGGGAAGCUCUACUUUGUUCGCCGGUAGUCAUGUAGGCGAAUUGACACCAGGGAAGAGGGUGCAGUUCAUGUAGUAGUUUACAGUUCUGAAAGGAUAAACCAGUAGUCAUUUUGAUUUUGAAGACCACAUACUCAGUUUUGUUUUGUUUCGAACCCGGUAAUUUGAUACAGUAUCCGUGUUGGUUCUCUCUGUCUCUCUCUCGGAGUUGAAGGUUUGGUUUUCUCA